ACAGGUUUGAAGGAAACACACCUGUUGGCAGCAGCACAACAUACCUGUGUGCCGGUGGGUGAGUGUGGGCAGGACCGUGAGUGUAAUGACUUUCAGAUUACCCUUUGCAGGCUGACACACAGGUAAAGCAGGUGAGAGAGACAAACACACUGACCUGUCAGAGGAUGGACAUCACUUCCUGUUUCUGUGGCGUCGCUGCAGCGGUGUUCUUCCUCACCGUGCUGUGGAGGUUUAAAGAGGGCUGUGGAGCAGGAAACUGGCCCGGUACCUUCGGGGCCCUCGGCGUCGGCGGGGCCCUCGGUGGCGGGGCCGCUCUGUAUUUCACGGUUCCUCCUGUUGUCUGUGUGUCCGCGGCCCUCCUCGGCUACAGCCUGGUCCUGAUCUGUGACACUGAGAGGAGAGUGGAGCUGCUGCAGAGCAGAGCGGUGCUGAUUACAGGUUGUGAUUCAGGUUUCGGUCUGGCGCUGGCGACGCGGCUCAGCGAGGUGGGAGUGAAGGUGUUUGCUGGUGUCCUGGAUGUGAACGGAGCCGGAGCUCGACAGCUGAGAGAACGAGGAUCUGAAAACCUGCAGGUGCUGCAGCUCGACGUCACCGACGGCUCCCAGAUAGAGGCAGCACACAGGUACAUCUGUACUCAGGUGGCUGACACAGGUCUGUGGGGUUUGGUGAAUAACGCCGGAGUCCUUCUCUGUCCUGUGGACGCGGAGCUCCAGCCGAUGACGGCGUACAGACUCUGCAUGGACGUGAACUUCCUGUCUGCUGUGAAGAUGUGUCAGGUGUUCCUCCCUCUGCUGAGGAGGUCCAGAGGACGCAUCGUCAACAUGUCCAGCCUGGCAGGUGAGGUGCCGAUGCCCCGGUUAGCUGCUUACGGAGCCUCUAAGGCAGCGCUGAGUGUUUUCUCUAAAGUCAUGAGGCUGGAGUUAUCCAUGUGGGGCGUCAAAGUGGCUUUAAUUCAACCUGCAGCCUUCAGAACAAAUAUCUUCGGGAACAGUGACGACGUUGCUCGCUACAGCGACGAGAUCCUCACAGCGGUUUCCUCUGAUGCCAGAGAGGAUUAUGGGGAUACGUACAUCUCGUCCCUCCCCAGGAGUCUGUCCAGAAUGUCCCGUCAAUGUGCGAAGGAUCUGUCUCCGGUGGUGGACGACGUGUGUCACGCUCUGCUGUCAGUCCGUCCUAAACCCAUGUACACCCCCGGAAAGAUGGGAUGGCUGCUCCCGUUCCUCCACCGCUGCAGCCCCACCGCCGUGUUCGACGCCGUCAUCACGACCCUCACCGAACACGCCGACUGUAAACCAGCAGGACUCAACAGGAGCUGAGGCUCAUGGGAAAACAAACUUAAGACUGAUCUUCUAUCGUCAGCAGCAAAACCCUUCUUCAGAGACUUGAAACUUGCUUUGAAGGAGGUCAAAUGAACAUUUAGUCGAGAAUAUACGUAUUAUUUUAGGCACGUUACAUUAUUGUCAUGGAGGUCACUAAAACUCUUGUUGUUAAAAAGCAGAACUGAACAUUAAAAAAUGUGAACAUCUAACUCUUAACAAGAAAGAGAAGAAGUGUCUUUCCCAAAAUAUUGAACUGUUCCUGUAAGAGCUAUUUAAAUAAAUCACGUAUGAGGCACGAAUACACUGAGCUAAGCAUUUAAUGAAGGUCUCAUCAUGCAGCACAGACAUGUUAAAACACUCUCACAUAUCUUUUCUUUAAAAAACAGGAUGUAUAACAUCCAAUCAGCCUUAAAACACUGAACAUUCUGCUCACUGAUGCUCUCUCUAUAGAUUCUGCAAACAAG
Molecule: messenger RNA, 1783 nt
Organism: Sebastes umbrosus (honeycomb rockfish)
Lineage: Eukaryota; Metazoa; Chordata; Actinopteri; Perciformes; Sebastidae
Gene: hsd17b2
Product: hydroxysteroid (17-beta) dehydrogenase 2
Exons: 5
Coding region: 165-1316 (383 amino acids)
Molecular function (GO): oxidoreductase activity
Source: RefSeq, a predicted model, not a curated record